AUGUCCUCCUACCAGAACCCCCAGGCCUAUCAGAGCCACCCUGCGUCUCAUCGGCCGAUCCCCUCGUACAACCCCGUCGCCGCGAUGGCCGCUCCUGCAGGCACCUUUCUGCCGGGCACGAAGGUCCAGGUGGGCAACCAUCGGGUGGUGGUGGAGAAAUACCUGUCCGAGGGCGGCUUCGCCCACGUUUACGUCGUGCGCCUCCCGCAGCCCAUCGACGGCACUGAACGUGCUGUGCUGAAGCGGGUGGCUGUCCCCGACAAGGCCGCCCUCGCCAACAUGCGCACAGAGGUCGAGACCAUGAAGAAGCUAAAAGGCCACCGCCACAUUGUCAAGUAUAUCGAUUCGCAUGCCUCCCAGCUUCGCGGCGGCGGGUUCGAGGUCUUCCUCCUGAUGGAGUUCUGCUCGGGUGGAGGCUUGAUCGACUUCAUGAACACCCGUCUCCAGAACCGCCUGACCGAGCCCGAGAUCCUGAAGAUCUUCUCCGAUGUCGCUGAGGGUGUGGCCUGCAUGCAUUAUCUCAAACCCCCCUUGUUGCACCGCGACCUGAAGGUCGAGAACGUCCUGAUCUCGCGAAACGGGAAUACCCCAUGCUACAAGCUGUGUGAUUUUGGCUCCACCGCGCCUCCGCGUCCCGCCGCCACCUCCGCCGCCGAAGGCCGCUUGAUUGAGGAUGAUGUCCAGAGACACACGACGCUCCAGUACCGCAGCCCCGAAAUGAUCGACGUCUACCGGAAGCAGCCAAUUGACGAAAAGAGCGAUAUCUGGGCGUUGGGCGUGUUGCUAUACAAACUAUGCUACUAUACAACCCCCUUCGAGGAAGUCGGUCAGAUGGCUAUUCUGAACGCCAGCUACAAGUUUCCUACCUACCCUGUGUUCUCCGAGCGCUUGCGGAUGCUGAUCGCAUCCAUGUUGAAGGAGAACCCACAGAAGCGGCCCAAUAUCUACGAGGUCUUGCGCGAAGCCUGUCACAUGCAGGGCAAGGAAUGCCCAAUCAAAGAUAUCUACGCCAAUCGCUCUACAUCCGAAGCUCGUCGGUACCAGGAACUGCCACCUUCUCCCACAGAAGCGCCGCAGAUCGGAGCGGUGUUCUCCCCUCCUGUUCAAGAGACGCAAAUCAUCCCUGAGAUCGCUCCCAUGCGGCGCGGGCGCCCCACAAGACCAGACGCCUCCCAACAUAACUCGGCGAAGCCAAGUCCGUCACCAUUCCGCGGAUCUUCAGACCCCUUUGCGGUCCUCGAUGGAGGGAGCGGGCAUAAAAGUCAGGACUCCCAUGACGAGUUCACCAACCGGUUUCCUUCGCUGGAUCAAUUCGACAUACUGCACGAGAAAGGAGGCAAGUUUGACUUCGAGCCUACAGUGUCGGAGACGAAACAAGAGGAUGACGACCUUGCCCGCCGCCUCACCAAUGCUCUCGCCGACGAAGCCUUUGUCAAGCGCCCUGCGUCAGAAAACGAACCAGCUCCCGAGCUACCACGCAGACCGAACCAACCAUCUCCAUUGAAGGCAAGAUCUAUCGAACCGCUCAAUGAUCGUCGCGAAGAGCCUUCUCGGCCACAAGUGCCUCUGUACCAGCCAGUUCCCCAGAAGCCGGCCAUGGUGUCCACUGGCACCAUGACCUCGCCGCUUCCCACACCGGGCCCGUCCGAGUCCAAAACAGCUAGUCGCCCGGUCUAUAAAUUCCCACCCGCAGACAGCCAGCCUCGACCGGCUAGCCAGCCGUGGCCGGCCGAAGCGGACAAGCGACCCACCAGGCAGAAGAUCCCCUCUCCCACAAGCUCAUCUACCAAACUCGAACCAAACCCAAGGGUUUCCGCGGAUCGAAUCUCCGACUUGUCCGCUUCCUCCGCCAGGAACUCGAUGGACGGGCUGCGGCCGUCCCAUUUGGAGGUUGACGAUCCUGUCGGAAGAUCCAAGUCUGCCAAUAGUAAGGCCCGGCCCGUGUCCGUCCAUGCGGGUUCCAAGCUCGACUUUCGCGGAUCGGAGAGUGCUCGCUCCUCGCUUGAUCUUUCUAGAAGCCCGUAUGAAGCAGGAUCAUCCUUCCAGCAAUCGCGAACUGACGUGGACCAAAACUUUGAUCGGGGGAAUAUCACAUCGGACAUUGACUACCUGCGGGCGAGAGAGGAGGAGACCAAUCGCAAACGCGAGAAGCGUUACAGUAGCAGCGCUAAACAUAACAAGCGGUCGAGUCUGUCUACCCUGUCGCUGUCGGGCACCAAGACCCUGUUUGCUGGUCGGUUUGGCGAGGCUUUCCGCCGGUUCGAGAACCAGGAGAAUAAAGCGCAGUCACCGGCUGCAGAGGAGCCCCCUAGGCAAGUACUGCCAGUGGCUUCACCUGACUACGCCGACGAGCCUGUACAGCUUUCCGACAAUGAGACCGAUGACAUCUCCCCGGAGAUGCGGCGCGAACUUGAGCGCCGUCGUCUGUCACAGGAGGAGAAGCGAGUGGCGUCUGCGGCGGCAGAGUACCGCCGCAAGGUUGCAGAACGCGGCGAGGGAGGGUAUUCUACCCGUUCGUCGACUAUCCAGAAUCGGGUGCAGUCGUUCUUAGACGAGAGCAAUAAGCCACGGGUGCCACCGAAGACGGCGACCGGCUAUGGACGAUUCACAGGAGAGUCGCAAACCGCUUUGCAGGCAAAGCAAUCCGAGCCUCUUCCUGACCCUCCGCGACUGAACACGCGCAGUGCAGGCCCGUACUACUCCGAGCGUCCGCAGGAACAACCAUUCUCGCCGGUGAAGGAGCGGUGGGAACCACCGUCGGGGCCGCCGCGGCAAGAAGCGGGACCAACGUCGUACGCACCGACCCAGGCCCAACGUACGGGUCCGUCUCGACCGGUGGCACCUCCGAAGCCGAAGAACCUCCGGGUGGGCGGGGCUCCGGAAUCACGGCCUGUGAGCCACGACCGCAGCCCCACGAGCCCUGGAGAGGACUGGGAGGCGAACUUCAGCCGGAGAUUCCCCAGUCUGUCGGGCCUGGAAAUGGAAACGGAGAUCGAGCUCCCCACCAAGCUUGCUAGCCUGAGAACGAAGGAGUUUGAUGACGACUGCAAAUCCACGUAUGCUCUAGAUAUAGUUAACAUUGUCAAACGCAAUGGGAUGUCCAUCAGUCUCGGGCGCGACAGUAGAAUCUUGAGGUGGCAUUUACCAACAGCCGGACAGUACUUCGUAGGCUCCCCCGACACAGCCAUGGGUCACGUCACAGAUGCCCAUACACUGCUCAAAGUCGCUUGCAUCCGGGGACUGCAGCAUGCCGUUCAUCUUGUCGACAGAGGCUCGAAAGGCGGUGCUUCUACCUUAGGAAACUACAUUGAUUAA
Messenger RNA from Aspergillus terreus NIH2624, 3315 nucleotides. RefSeq names its product putative serine/threonine protein kinase. Gene Ontology annotation, molecular function: ATP binding; protein serine/threonine kinase activity. Gene Ontology annotation, cellular component: cytoplasm. The transcript is spliced from 5 exons. Bases 1 to 3315 code for a protein of 1104 amino acids. The record is from RefSeq and is a predicted model, not a curated record. NCBI's taxonomy places the organism in Eukaryota, Fungi, Ascomycota, Eurotiomycetes, Eurotiales, Aspergillaceae. Gene Ontology annotation, biological process: protein autophosphorylation; actin cortical patch assembly; actin filament organization.